Molecule: messenger RNA, 1184 nt
Organism: Ooceraea biroi (clonal raider ant)
Lineage: Eukaryota; Metazoa; Arthropoda; Insecta; Hymenoptera; Formicidae
Source: RefSeq, a predicted model, not a curated record
UCUCAUUAUAGCUGUACAUUAUGAAACCAGGACCAAACAGGAAGCUCUCGCGAUGGCGGAAAGAAAUUGUUGCGUAUAAGGAAAAAAACAAGAUGUGCUUAUCAACGAUGCGUAACUCGCCAAGGCCGAGCUCACCGGGAUUUAAUGAUUCGACGAAAAACGUGAAGGAACGAGCGCGGUACGAGCCGCAAAGAAAUCUGAAAGGGAACGAUUCGCCAUGCGGCACUGAUUUAUCCGCUCGUUUAUCAUUCGCGAAACGUGCGCGGGAAGUAAAAGCGGCGAACGAGGCGGCCGUAUUUAAAGAGGAUUACCCGCGUGACGAUAAAUCAAUCGAAGAUGAUGAACGGCCAAAUAGAUCGCGCGUGUCCGAACCGUCGAGAAUGUAUCGAAAGUUCAUUUCGGACGCCGAAAAACACGGGAGAAGAGACGUAAGAAUCUCGCGUGUUAAGGGAAACUUGGAGCAGCCUAGUGAGCAUCAGAAUCAAGUCAUUAGCGACACGCACGAUGAUUGCAGAAUGUCAAAUCAAGAGGAAAUCAGGAGGAAAAUCAAGAGGAAAAGGAUCUCCCGAGGCGUCCAAUACGACGCCUCAGCUGGGCGUCAAAGUCAGACUGGCUUCCGAUUUCUUCUCCUGAACUGUUUUACAUCAAAGUCAAGCGGGGAAAAAUAUAAUUCAACGCGGAAAAUAAAGAAGAGAGAAAAACGUCGAAACCGGAGGGAAGAAAAUGACGGCUCAAAGAAUCGCAAAACGAAGAGGAGGAGUCCCUUUAAAAAGUUGAUUCGAAUUUUAACGCGUGAUCCAAAGGUGCAACAAGACGUAUCGCAGUGCAUUCCCAGUACCGGUGACGACUUUCCAGGCGACAAGGAGGAAACUGUAGAUUCCAACUUGCAGAAUAAAGGCGCAAGCAGCAAUCAUGAACACGGAGAUGAUCCGCGAGGCGAGUCGGGCGUAAAAAUUUUCGAUAAAACCGAUUCGAAUGACGCACGGAGAAGCGCAAGUGUAAAUUCUGACGAAGAAAACGACGUAAGUAAGGCGAGGAGAAGACUGGACUCCUGCAUCGCUGGAUUGAACGAGAUCAUCGGCGAUGCCUGCGCGAUAUUUGCCGGCGACAGUGGCGCAGCGAGGAAGAAUGGAUGCCGAACGCGCGACGCGAGUGACGUCGGCAGGCGCCGAGUGAAUUUCUAA